Messenger RNA from Tetrahymena thermophila SB210, 252 nucleotides. RefSeq lists its product as hypothetical. NCBI's taxonomy places the organism in Eukaryota, Ciliophora, Oligohymenophorea, Hymenostomatida, Tetrahymenidae. The record is from RefSeq and is a predicted model, not a curated record. The transcript has 3 exons.
AUGGAUGAAACUUCUUACUGUUUUUAAAGCAAUCCUGAUGUUAGGAUUAUAGAUAUUUUAAAAUAAAUCCUAACAAACUCCCAAAAAGUCUUUUAAGAAUAGAAUCAAUAGGAUUAAAGGAAAUAGUAUCCAAAAGGCCAUGAUAGCUCUAAGCUUGGGCUAAGAUAACUUUUGCUGCCUAUUUAUCUGCAUUAAAAGGUAGAAAUGAAGUAAUUAAGCACAUCAAAUUAAAAGAAAAAGAAUGUGAUAUGA